AUGAAUCAAGACUUUGAUCUCGAAUCUCUGGACUUUAGACCAGUUCAAUCGAAUCCUAAACUUCGAAUGAAAUCUAUUAUUCUUACUGCAAUCAUUUUGCCACUCUCUGCCAUUUUCAUGCUGCUCGGAUCUUUCACAAUGUAUGACUGUUCCCUGGAGCCACGACUUCCAAUCUGGAUGAUACUUCUCGGGUCAUUCCUGGCUAUUGACAGAGGAUUGACAUGGAUUUUCGAGUUAAAUAUGUAUUGUUUCCAACGGAACAACACAAGACCCGACGAAGAGAUCAAAGUUUUGAGAGAAUGGGAAUUCAAGAAAGCGGGUCUGCAGUUGAGAAUCUCCAACUACGUCCCAUUAACUUUCUGUGGUUUACUAUUUUUGUAA
This is a messenger RNA of Caenorhabditis remanei, 381 nucleotides long. RefSeq lists its product as uncharacterized. The record is from RefSeq and is a predicted model, not a curated record. Lineage: Eukaryota; Metazoa; Nematoda; Chromadorea; Rhabditida; Rhabditidae. The coding region runs from base 1 to 381 and encodes 126 amino acids. The transcript has 2 exons.